Synchiropus splendidus (mandarinfish) is the source of this 15494-nucleotide messenger RNA. It is a transcript of the gene bcl9l, whose product is annotated as bcl9 like. The transcript has 7 exons. Gene Ontology annotation, cellular component: beta-catenin-TCF complex. Gene Ontology annotation, molecular function: beta-catenin binding; transcription coactivator activity. Gene Ontology annotation, biological process: positive regulation of transcription by RNA polymerase II; canonical Wnt signaling pathway; negative regulation of transforming growth factor beta receptor signaling pathway. The record is from RefSeq and is a predicted model, not a curated record. The coding region runs from base 11057 to 15061 and encodes 1334 amino acids. Lineage: Eukaryota; Metazoa; Chordata; Actinopteri; Syngnathiformes; Callionymidae.
UGUCAGUCGGGCCGUGGCCCGCUUCUCCGCUGUCCAGUUCGUGAACUUUCCUCCUGGUUCCCGGAUACGUGGUUUCCAAGCCGAAAACAAAGUUGGAAGUCCCGUUAGCUCCCGCUGCUUCCCGGCUACAUUAGCAUUAGCAAGCUAGCCCCCCUCGCUGGCGCAGCAAGUCUCCCACUCACGGGGUUCAGAGCCGGGGCAGGUGUCCUCAGAUCCUCCCCGACAGCUCGCCGACACGCUGCUGUGCUUCUUGUCAACGUCCACCUCCUCCGGGAUUGACAACGAUCCCGAGGUGAAAUUAGCUGUGAGGCUAAUCCGAGUGUUGGAAAGUGCUAAGUAGCUAAAGCUGUCACUUCUUCAACUAACUCACCCGGGUGAGUUUGUGAAACCCCGAAACCCUCUUUCUUAUUCACAUGUAUGAGUUUAAACUGGAGUUUCACACUUUGGUGGCUUCGCUUUCAUGUCGAUCAUCUUUUAAAAUAACUGCUCAGACACUUUGAGUUGCGUUUGUGUGUUGCAUCUGGCGAAGUUGAAAAGCUUCUUUUAAAAAUUGUUGUUAAUGUCAUAGUCCUGUCAGGAUGAUGUUUAAAUACACAACAGGAUGAUGUUUAAAUACACAAGUUUUGGACUGUUAAUAACAUCAUCAUCAUCGGGUGUCAAACCCAAGCACGCGGGGCCAAGUCGGGUCCGGACUGUGUUUUUCGUGGUCAGCUUCAAACAAGAGGCACUGACUUGACGCUGAAUUCUCAUUUGAUCUUACUGUUUAAAAGGGAAACAGUACAUGACGGUCUUGUGACCUGUGGCAGCUGUUUUCACUUCAUUAUUAACAGAAAAUUGACACUGACAGAAGUGUAUUUAUUCCAAAAUUGUAUCUGUUUUGGCUUGAAAAUGAUGAAUCAGAAGUCGGGCUACAUUUAUCACUGAUCGACUGCAUUUGCGCCUAGUGAAGUUGCGUUUAACAGUGUCAGGCCUUCAGUGUUGUUUAGCCUUUCAGAAUUUUGUCAUACCUUGAACAAUACAUUGAACAGUCAUUUUUAUGACCAGAAAUGAAAAUUUGUGGCCAAUGCUCAAUAAAAUUUGAAACGUUUGGCUGAAUAUCAAUUUUAAAAUAAUGCAUAAAUAAUCUCAACUUUAAACUUUUUUUAAAGUAAAUGUUUAGAAGAUUGAACUUGUUUUUUAUAUUUCAGCCUUUUCUUUUCUAAAAAUGUAUUUUUUAAUUGAUAUUAGUCCUCAAACAAAGCAUGCAUUCCAAAAUAAAAAAAUUAAUCCUUGUCUACUGAGCCUCAGGCUAAAGGUCUGCGGGGCACAUUGUGGUGAAUUAGAAAAUUCUAGCUGACAAGCUGAAAAUGAUUUUUGUAACACUCUUGGGGACCACUGCUCUAGAUAGUUUUGUUGUUAUAAACUACAGUUCUGUUCUAGCGCUCCAACGCUUUCAAAUAUCUGAAAACUUUAACACUGUAUGCAGAUUUGAAUCACACUGGAGAGUUGCCGUGACAAAGGUUGGCACCAGCUGUGCUUGAUACUUGACACCAUGGUGAACAAGGAAAUGAUCAAAUGAAGAGGCUAUGUGCCAUACAUGGGUCGGAAAGUCGAAAAUAAUUUCUGCUUGUGUUGAACCGCUCAUACAAGGACCCAUGUAGAUGAUGCGCAAUGCUCAGUCGGAGCUGCUCAGUUUCCUCCACUGAGCAUGUGUCUGUGAGUAGGGCUCUGUCUUUAUGACCAGCUGGCUCAACUUUUACUGCAAGAAGUUGUUCAUGCACAUUGCAGUUAGACUCCAAAGGAUGAUUAAUUUUCCAACUGACUCACAACUGACUCUUGUUUUCUUUGUGAUUAACCUUUAUAUAUGUAGUGAGUUUGUUGUCCACUAGAGGGCUCCCUCCUUUCCAAUCCAGAGGAUUCAGUGGGAAAUGAUUGUGACACACUGAGCGGCAGUUUGCUACAUGUGGCGAGUCGUUCCGGUCAAUGGCGGGUUUCGACUCCCUUGCCGCUAAACACUGAACCGUGUUUCUUCAUAUCACUGGUGUUGUACAGAAUUCUAUAACAUGUUGAGGCAAGUCCUGGAAGAGUCAUUUCAAUGAGUCAUGUAUCGCAACAGAAUGCACACAGUGGAGGAGAAUCACCAUGUGAGAGAAACAGUCCUGACCUCAUCCUGAUGGUUGUUUUGAUUGACACCUAAGUUUACAAUCUGUUCUUAUGCAUGUGGCAAUACAUCACGUCCUAAUUCAGCUGUGAGGCCUGCUGUUCGAUGUCUGUGUGGACUCCUUGGGGGAAGGCCACGCUAGUAUGGAAAGCAAAGCUGGUGUGUCGCAAUGUUGAGUAUCAAUGAUGUUACAAUGCUGCAGUGUUUCCACACUUAGCUGUGUGUGUUCACAGAUGCCUCGUGCUGUGUGUAUCUACAACAUCCUGGAGGUCUAUAUUUAGCUCUCAACAGUGUGUAACCUGAUCCAAACUGCGUCUCUGGGCUCUUGCUGCCCACUGACGGUGAAACUCAUUGAUCGUUUGCUUCUGUUGGAAAGCUAAAGCUGCUGCUGUCUUAGAGACUCCAGGAGUUCCAUUUUCACGCAACGUACAGUAAAGUGUCGAACACCCAGAACGGAGUCCCCCAGCUAAAAUAGUGAGGUGUGCCUCAGUUAUUUUAAGACCUACGUGAUAAGGGUUUCUGGUUGAGUUGGUUUUUUUGUGAAAACUGUGGUGGAGGGUUUCAGGAUUUUUCAGUGAAAAAUAUACUGAAAACCACCACGUCCACCGCCAUCCUGUGUUCCACUAUAGCGCGCCAUGCUCUUUUCCAUGUCGCGGAAACCUUGAGAUCCACCUCAAGGAUGAGACCAGCCUUGAUAUGCAGCAACUGUGUCUGACAAGAUCGACAUGCCUCCUAUCUGUAUCACUUGUCUGCUGGAGUCAACCUUUUGAAGAGGUCCCUCUUCACCAGUCCAGACCGUUGUAAUCCUGAAGUUUGUGUUGCCAGUAGUGCCAAUGAUGAGGACUCCCUGAGACACUCUCUGCCUCAGCUCAGAUGGUGGAACUGACCCUCGCACACUCAUAGCUUAUCACCCUUACUUUCCUCACACCCUCCUGCCUUUCAACCCCUGUAUAUCAUCAUCUUCAUCCUGGUCAGCUUUAGUCCUGAUGUUUGUUAGAUCCAAAAAUAACUUUUCUUGGCGCAUUCAUUGGAAAACCAGGGAAGAUGACUGUCUGUUUUGGUGAUGAUAGAGCAAGAUAAUCCAUCUGUCGAUAUCGAUGAUGAAAUGAGAAAUGUAGUUUUGAUCACAUGCGCAAGAGGCGGAUGAAAGCCGACAAAGCAUUUGUUAUCAUCUCAGAUGUUCUGAGUAGCUUUAGGUGAGCCGCUGGGAGCCAUAAAAGAAUAAUAUGAUAUUGAGAACAUUUCCACUCGGAUCAAGCGCACUCGCAACUGGACUGGAAGUCUACGGUGGAAUGAAGUGAGGACAGUGGGCAGCAGUCUUCCACAGGGCUUGUCUUUGCUUUACACGACUUUGCUAAACCUCCGUAGGAUUUGUCGACAUAGUUGAUCGAAACUAAACUCUGGGUUGAUUUGCUGUGGGGUGUUUGAGCCAAGGUUAUGUUGCUUCUCCCAUGACAGUCAUCAGAGCGAGCAUCGGCAAAGUGUCCAGACGGAAACCAGGAUGUUGUUGCAAGAAAAGAUCUCUGGACAGCCUUUUACAGAUCCUGUUCUAGCCAGAUAUUUACUGCUGAGCCAGCAGAUAUUUGAGCUUUUGCAGCUGGAGAAUGGGGAGAAAGAAAAAAAAAAAAAAAAAAAAGUAAAGUGGAAAUUAACCAGGUCGAAAUGAUUAUGAAGAAGAGGCUGAAUCAUAAAAAGAAUGGAUUCUGAUGUUGGGCAUGUACUCGUCGGCUUUCAACCUGAUGCUCACCUGUAGUCGCCAAACUUUGUAAUGAGAUGGUGAGAUAAUCGUGCGUUAUUUUGAUCAUGCAUUCAUGAUGCUUGGGGAAAUAUUUUUAUUCCUUCAUUGUAAAAGAAAUGUGCAAACAGGCUAUAGAUAUAAGUUAUAAUAAUAAAAGAUACUACCUAAGAUUUACCUCGGACUAGUGAAAUGAAUAUCCUAACCACAAAGGGCACCUCCAGAAACAGUUACAGAACCCAGGAUGGAAAACAGUUCUAAUGCCCUUCUUUGUUGCAUCUAUCAUGUUAGCAUGACCGUCUGGCUCGUGAAAACGCAAGUCAACGUGUGGAUAGUUAUCUGCAGCCUGGGUAAUUUGGGACUCACUGCUAGCUACCAAACUGGUGUUCACAAUUCAAAUGCGUUUCAUCAUGCAGCCCCAUGUUCAUAUUGUUUUGUAUGGAUGUCAUCGGAUGGAAACAUAACUUUUUAAGCAUUUUCUUGAAUUAUUAUCUGAGGUGUUUCUCUCGUAGCAGAGCUGGUGAAGGUCAUAAAUCGUAUGAUCUAAGACAGUGUGUCUGCAAACUCAUCGGGGCAGAUUCACGGGUGGGUCUCUUAUUCAGUAAAAUGCGAAUAACGUCUGAUUCACGUCACUUUUCACAGGCUGAUUUCCUGUCGGAAGGGAUACUUGACGCUGUGUAGUGCUCCGUACAAAGUGGAGCUCGGUCCGCCAUUGUGAUGCGCAUCGCAGAGUAUAUUAGUCAUAUGAGAAAGGGCCAGUGUGGCAUGAGAGCCAGUGACCACCCUCAUUUGUGGGAGAGUAGACAGCCCCGUAAAAACCUGCGAUGAACUGAAUCUGUGGAAUAUAGCGAGGGAACACUGUAGCAGGUAUCCGGUGCUGUCAAGAGCGAGUACUUGACAAGUACAGGUACAGUGUAAUAGACCAGUUUCAGGGCGAGGUCCGAUAGUGGUGUUGGGAAAUCCCAAGCUGACACUAUUUUGUUGGGGUUUUUUUAAUCGCCGUAGUGCCGUCCGUUUGAUUCGCCAAUGCCAUCGUAAUACACACGGCCUAUAUCUCUUUGCCAGUGCACCGGUACUCAGCCGGCCUCCUAGAGAGAGAUGCUCAAGCAUCCAUGAGAGACUCAGAGCUGAACAUAUGUGGUGACAGGAUGGUUGCUGGACUCGUGAGACAUGCAGCUUGAAGGAGGAUCCAGGGCCAGCCCAGGAAAGAUGAGGUCACUUGGUGGAACACCUUGAUGCAGGGCAGGGUGAAGUUCCUGGAGAGAUGGAGGCCUGGAUUCCCCCACAACCUCAGACAUGUAGUGGAAGAGCACUACAGAAAGUGUGGCAGUUUAAAAAGAGAAGUAGUUAAUCAACAGAUAAACAACGAAGAUGUUCCGCCUGUGAGUUUGCUCAGCGGAGAAGUCUGUUUGUGCUCAGGUGUUCCUCAAACACUCAGGAGCAGAUCUUGGUCCUCCUCCAAGUCCACUAGGAUGCUGCCUGCGGCCAGCGAGGAUGUAAUCCGAGCCAGCAACAGGAUUCAACUGUCAGAUACUGCGCACAUUUUCACGGCUGAAGGAGGACAAACGUUUGCCUCCAUUGUUGCUGUUUACUUAUGCAUGGCAGGACUCCAGUUACAUGCCGAGAGAGCCGGGCGUCUUUACAUAUUUUCAUUCUUGACAAGGUGUAGAUGUGGUGUGACCGUGGCUCGCACCUGAGUGUUCACGAGUGGUCAACAAGGGGGCAGUUGUGAUGACAUCUAGUCGACGUCUCAUUGCCUCCAGGAGACAGAAAGAAUGAAACACAGAUGUUGCUUCGUAUCUGUGUGUCAGUUGUUAGCUGGUUUUAGCUGCAGGUAAACGGACACUCAGAUCUGGACUUGUUGUUAAUUGAAAACCUGACAGGUGGCAGUCAUAUGAUGUUGAGUAGCGGAACUAAACUCUGAGCUUCAUUCACUGUCCUUGAGUCAAGACAGUGUUCAGCCAUUUUCAGGAAUAGCUGUGUGGCCCUUGAGCAGCUCUCUAUAAACAGUAUAGCCUGGCAACCCAAUCCACCAUUUUCAGAUGCGCCGGGGUAGAAAAUUUCAGCAGUGACGGCGCUAACUUGCCGGAUAGUCUGCAUCCACUCCACAGUGCAUUUUAGUAUUUGAAAAACUCAUUCUGUUCUGUCGAUUUGAAGCAAAACAAUCGUUCCUGCAUGUUGUUUGAUUGCGUCACUUGCUGCUCUUUGGCUGUGCUUUUGACUCCAAAUGUUUAUUGACUGCCGCUACUCUGCCAAAUUAUUUGGUGCAUCCAUAAUUUCUCAAAUCUGUCAGUUUUCUUAUCCCAUAUGAAGCUGGUCACUCUACAUUUUUUUAUGUACAUUGGAUUCAUUCUCUAAUUUUGAAUAGAACUUUCUGUCCCGUUUUCUGGCAGGAGAUGUUGCAUGAGUCUAGUGUGUUUGUAUCUGCUUGCAUUCCUUCCAUCCUUUUUUUGACUGGAAUGGUUCUAAUGUAUCAUGAUCAAGAUGGUGCGAGCACUGUCCAUAAAUGUGACUCAUAGAUCAACAUGUUCGAAAACAAAGUACCAUGGUGCUGAAAGGCAAAAAUGUAAAAGAAGUUUUGCCGUUUGAUCUAAUGUGAAACAACUUCUCUCCAGUGGGUUUUGGAGUCAGAGGAAUGCUGGCGAUAUGAACGGCUAGAACAAGGUCGUGCCGUCCUUGGCCACAGUCUGAUGUCGUCACGAAUAAUCUGACCAUUAUCUGAUCGCUCGUUCUUACGUGUGUGAAAAAGACUCGGUGAGCUUGCAAUGUAUAAACAAAGACUGAGGUGUGGUGAUUCACAUUCAACAAUCCUUAGUCCCUGGAAUGUGUCCCAAAUGAGGCGACCUUUGACCCCGCGUACCACCGAAGCCCUACUUCCUUGUUCCUGAACGACUCUUCUCUUCUGAUGUUGUGCAAGCCAGACACACCUUCAGGUUCAUAUCAGGUCACAUCUCCACAUCUCACUUCAUCUACUGUAUCACAUCACUUUCUUUUGACCGUUCACCAGCGUUGGUGGCAUGUUGUUGCAGUGGAAACCAGAUUUAUGUCUGAUAAGUGCCACAACUGAAGCUUGUGCGGGACAGAAGUGCAACCUUGAUUUGUUAAUUUAUCUGGAGAAUGACCAGCUGACCAGCAGAACAAAUGUUGAGAGUCAUGAGACUUCAGUUCUAGUGGACGACAGUUGUGUCUGCUUCAUGCUCACAUGCACGGAAAAGUGGUGGAGCUUCCAUUUAGUCCCACUGGGUCACAUAGUAGUCGUAUUUUUAGAGACCCGCUGGUAUUAAUAGAAACAACGAGUGCCGGGAAGUCAGAGGCAGCCGCCAGAGUCACUCUGUGCUGCUGGACCUGGCCCAGCUGGCACACAGGACUCGAGUGUUCCACAUGUCCACUGAGUCUGUGAGGCAGAUGAGGACUCAUUUUUACACUUGUGACUUCAGAUUCUGUUUUGGUCCGCUCACUGUUGACAGGGUCAGGAACUGUAGCAUCAAUGCUCCAACUCAGUUAUCAAGUCUGAUCAGCGUGAAGCUGAAAGAAAUCCAGUCCGGUAGUGUAGUGAAGUAGCUGCUGAAAAAACUCAUUGUUCUGAGGAUGUCUUGUCAAUGUGUCAACAGAUGACGUGAUGGCAACUCUAACUUUUGGCACUUUGGCAACACUUGAGGUGAUGACUAGGGUCAAGGUGACCACUUGGUUGGACAAAGAAUGCGGUUCUCUGGCUGUUCAGAAAUUUUCCAAAAAGCCAGACCUGAAUAUGUUUUUAGUGGUGACAAUACACCGUCAAUGUUUAACACCUGUUUUAUUGAACAAUAUGGGUUAACUCUGCUUUUUGUUUUUAAAUAAACUAAGCAAGGUUUGAAUAAAAUAUUGGCUGCAUACAAAAUAAAUAUACAGAGAGCAAAGUUUGAUUCACUUUGCCUUGUGGCAUUUAAAUCUCAGGGUUUCCACCAUGAUUUUUUGAAACAGUGGCGGAGCAGCAAAAAAAAAAAAACAGAACAGUACGCAGCCAAUACAGAAUCGAGACAGAAAUAAUAAAUUACAGGGGAAAGUUGUGACAUUUACUGAAUUGGUGACAAUAAAAAGUUAGUUUUCAAUCAUGAGAAGUAUAUCUCUCUCCAAUCAGCGACGGUCUGUCUCUUAAUUUGUCAUUUGAUACGAUGUUUCUUUCGCAAUUUUCCUUCGCAAUUUCGUCAGGGUCUAGUCCACCUCCAUGUUGCGCUAUAUGUUGUCAGUUCGAUGUUUCCGCUUUGGUUCAAUGUGUUCAUGUGAGAGUAAACACAUCGCGUGGCGGCGCACUACGCUACUUUAAACGUGACAGAAACCCUGAAUGUUCAAACGUGAUCUAAAAAUAAACCGUGGCACAAAACUAAUGCGUUCCACGCAAAACUGUCAUUUUCAGAAAUCGACGCUUAUUAACCAGAACUAACACUUCCUGCAGCAACUCGUAUGAGAGUAGGUUUUUCCUUUGAACAAAGGAUUUAUUUUGUCUUCAUCUACCAGACGAACUAAACUGUUGCUUGUUUUCAACUGCGACUGCGCGCUGGCUCUUUGCUGCGUCGAGCUUUAGCCUUUGCUGAAUGCCUAGCUUCAGAUGUUGCGUACUCAGCGGAGUGGUGAGUGAGGUUUGGUGUACUGAACGAUUUUUUUCCACAACUUAUUUUGGACAUGAAAUAGUAACACUAGCUUGAGUGUACCCUGGAUGAUGGUUCCUGACGUGACCUGUGCUUGGGCCUCUCACGGCAGAGCAGGACUUGCUCUCAUACCUUCCUGGAAGUAGAGGAGGUCAGUUUCACUCCCAAAAUUGGUGCAAAUAGGUGCCACACACUUGGCGAUAACUCUUCUUCUCCUGUUGAUCACCUCUCCUGUGGUGGUCUUGCAUCAGAUAAGUUAUCUUCCCUCACUGUCCACUCAAGGGCCACGUCUCCUCGUGUGAGUCAGACUGUCAACAGAGACGGUCCUGCCAGGUUAAUGAGUGACCAGCUCCUCUCCGGCCCGGGUUAAUGACUAAUUGCAGCUCAGUUUGGCAUCACCUGCCAAGGUGUGCGAUGGCACCGCUCCGACCAAUGGGAGUGGACAUGCGCUGUGGUGAGGUGAUGUCUGCGUGUUUACGUGAGAUCCACGUGAUGGUUUGCCCGGACCAGUGAUGUGGCAACUUCUUCCUUCGCCGCGUGUGAGUAAGACAGGUGUUGCCGCAGACGCUCUUGUGGAAUGUGCGGCGCAGUUUGUGGGCAGAAGGGGGAGGGGCUUGGAAAAUGCUGCUGAGCCACUUCUGACUCGCCCAUGGUCCCUCUCUCACCUCAAACUUUGCUCCUGCUUUCUUAAAGAGACAGUCGCUGGCCUUUCCCCUGUUAUCAGUCCGGAGCUCAUAAAGUUGAUGUUGACUCACACACACUCGCACUGUGAGAGAUGCUAUCUGUCUUCACUCAUUGUCAUAGGCCAGGCCCUUGUGCAGUGAGUGAAGCGGCCAGAGAGCAGCUUGCCAGUGUGUCAGUCUGACAGGAAUGAGGUGAGUGGUGCGACCGCGCAGCCUGGGAGACAACGCCUCUGUUUUCUGCUCGUCUGAUUUGGGAUUUUAACUGUCAGGAAGAGUGACUAUGAAGUGGAGACGCAGUGGUCGUGAAAGGGUGGAGGUUUCAUCACUGCAUGGCUCCGACUUGAUCCCACUGCAUUGAUAGGUGCAUUGACAGCCAGCUGUCACUGUGUCUGCUGUUCUUUGAGGGAAGUUGGUUUGUUUCCACUGGUGAGAGAUUGUCUUGUAGCGGCGUUAGUGAGCAAGCUGAGAGGAUAGUUACCGCUGCAAUGGAGAUUGAAUGAAGUCCGUAGACACUUGCAUGACAGUCCAAUCUCUCAGAUAUUAGCAUGUUUGGGAUUCACUUUGUUCUUGAGACAGCGAGCACAUUCGUAGACGAUAGGUGGCUGUUUCAUGAAGUUCUCUUUCACCAUUGGUUUUGAUCAACCCACCAUGUCCAGGACAGCAGACCAACAUGUGAGUAACAACAUGCCUCUGGACACUCUGGUUUCCUCCCAGAGUCCGUAAGCAUGCAAGGAUUCCUCUGUGACUCUUUACUGCUCAUGGUGUGUCAAGGUGUGACUCACCAGGUAGCUGGGCUUGACCCCAGCCCCCCAGCAACGGGGGCAUGAAUGUACUUAGACCAGUUAGGGGAAGCAUCGCAGCAUGUUCAAAAUGUUGCUGUGACCAAGGAUUUGAUAUUUUUGAUUGACCAUUUCUGAAGAACGCUGCUAAACGGAGAGGAUUUCCUCGAGUAAGAUCACAUUUAAAACAGAAAGGCCCAAAUAUGCAUACUUUGAUCAUUCAUUUUUAAACAUCUCACUGAGCAGAAUGCAUCUGCUCAGUGAUCGGCAGACGUUUUGAACUUUUGGUUCAUGUGAACAACGAAGCUAGUAGAAGAUAAAAUUACUUCUUUCGAACGUCUGAUGCUUUUACUCUCACUCAAGAGAAAAAUGCCACUAAUGCAGAGUCAAACCUGAGCUGAGGAACGUAAACAUUUGUGAGUCAGUUAGAAGAAUGUAAAUAGAUACGGAUGCUUUCAGAAAUAGUUUGGAUGGGUCAGUCUCAAAGAAGCCCAGAGAUCAGUGAAACCCUUGAACAAUGAGUACUGACGGAGAUCUCUCCACACCUGGCCGAGAGCAGAAGCACCAGCUUCAUGUUUAGCGAUUCAGCACCGAUUGUGGAUGCAAUUUCUCUUUGUUGUUCACGUCGGCCUCAGUGUGUCUCCAACAAACAUGACAGCGCAGAACAUGUUUCCCUGAAUGAGCAACCUAGUGUGUGCGAUGUGACAAUGACUGUGCACAAACUGACGCAGGUCGAAAUUCUCGUUUGAAAACUGAAUUGUCAACAAGAGGUGUGUUUUUGUUGUGUUUCUAACUCAACUUGCGGCUGAAAGGCCCCUUGACAGCUGCAGGUAACCUGCGGGCUGCGCUGGGCUGGACUUGAUUCACUUAUGGGAGUAUGUUUGAUAGUUUAAACCAUUUUGCGCCCUCUGGUGUAUCUCUGAUGUGGAGCACACUGUUCUGUUGUGAGUGUGACACAGUGAUGGUCAAAGUGUCAUGUGAUCAACCCUUUCACCAUCACUGACUCACCCCUCUCUCCAUCAGUGUCAUCUGUAAAACCAUGUGAGCGCUGCUGACACUUCUCCGAACCUCCAUCCGAACCACCAGCCAAUCCGAUGCUCACAGACAGCAAUGUGGCCAAUCACGCCGCAGCAGUCAGUGGCGACAGUCGAUCUCAAACCAGCAGCCAGCAGCAGCAGGGAGACGCUCACCCAGGCCUGAAGAACAUCUCCGCUGGUACCAAUGGAGCUAAAGCUAACCAGAUUUUCACCGGCAACUCUGGGCUCAAGGCUGUCGGCCAAACGCUGAGCGGCGUCGGAGGGAUGUUGAAAGCCAAAACCAAGCGGGAGAGGAGCGUCUCCACGGACUCUGAACCGAGGAAUGCCGCCCCGGCUUGUGUGGAACCUGAUGCCAAAGGAGAAGGCGUCAUGCGCAGCAAGCGGCGCUGUGUUCUGGAGAAGAAGCAGCCGUACAGCGGCGACGAGUGGUGUUCAGGACCUGACACCGAGGACGACGAGGACAAGCUGCCCAGAGCUGCCGCCCAGAGGGGCCGGGGACACUCUGGUCCUCUGCUCAGGAACCCCGACUGCCUGUCCAAAGGGUCCGGUCUUCCUGAAUCUGCCGUUCCUGCCUUGGUCUGUGGGCUGGGUCCCAAAGCAGAGCCACCAACGUCUCCGCAAAUGGUGUACGUUUUCACAACCAGCCUUGCAAACAGCGCUGCUGAAGCCGUGUUAAAGGGACAGACCGACUCCAUCCUUCAGUAUCACCAGCAGAAUGUCCCCGGUGCCAAACUGGAGCAGGAGCUCCACCCUGGGAAACUCUCUGAGAAGGUCAACUCCAGCAUCUCGCCGCCUUCAGCCACGUCCAAACCCGACGUUGGAUCCCAGCGUCUGCCCACAGCGGGAGUCGCAGGCCGGCUUCCUGAUCCUGAAUCCUCCAUCACCCUACGCUCAGCAACCCCUGCUGGCCCAGGACCUGCAGACGGGACGCCCCUCCCAGCUGGGUCUCAGCCCGAAAGUCCCUCCGUUUUGCCCUCUCGCCUACAGAACGAAGCCUGCCAGAGGGCAGGUAUCGCCAGCGGACUUUCCCGUGAACAGCUGGAACACAGGCAGCGCUCUCUGCAGACCCUGAGGGACAUUGAGAGGCUGUUUCUGCGGAGCGAGGCGGGCGGAGGACCCGGAGACGUCGGAGACCCCCACAACAGUCUGAAACACAUCGGCAGCACUGAGGACGGCGACAGCAGCGCUGGUAAUGUGGUUCUCCCUGGUUUGGCCCGGAUGAAGAGCCACGAAGAACCUCUGCAGUCGAUCAUAUCGCAAACCCAGUCCCUGAGCGGCCCUGCUCCUGGCAGUCCUCAAAUGGACCCUCAGAACCACCUUCCUCAGCAGCCUCCUCACCAACUUUCCUCACCUGGAUCAGACUUGGGUCACUUGCUCGGACCGGAAGGUCUGACCCCGGAGCAAAUCGCCUGGAGGAAGCUUCAGGAGGAGUACUACCAGGAGAAGAGGAGAAUGCAGGAAGUUCAGCCCCCGCCACACCAGCUCCGAAUGAUCAGUGAGAUGGGAAUUCCUGGGGGGCCCAUGGGGAUGAGGGGCCCCCCUCCGCCCUACCACAGCAAGCCAGGAGAGUGGCCACCCGGUCAUGUGAUGAGUGGUGGACAAAUGGACGUUCAGCAAGAAGGACCGCGCGGUCCAAAGUUUCUUGGACCCAUGCAGAGAAGACCAACAGGUCGUGGAGGGUUUCCCGGUAGUCCGGGAGGAGUUCUGUCGAUGGAGGGUCUUGGACCACAGAGGCCCAACAGGUCAGGGAUGGUCUGGAUUGAUGACCUUCCCAACACUGGUGGGGGCGGUCCGUAUCCUGGCUACUAUCCAGGCAGAUCCCUUCAGCAAGUCCAGGGUGAUCCGGAACAUCUGCUGACGCGCGAGGAAAUCCUCUGCAUCAUGGACAAACGUCAGCGACUUUCCAAGCAACAGCAAAUGGGCCUGAGCUCCAGGAGUCUGGACAGCCAGGACUUUGCCAACAUGGGAAUGGGUCGGGUCGACCACAUGGACUUUCAUGGUUCACGAGACAUCAUGUUCCCUGGAGGUGGGGGUCCUCAAAUGAGGGACCUGGUGGACCCUCGGGGUGGAAACCUGAAUUCACAGAUGAGUCUGCUGCAGCAGCAGCAGCAGCAGCAGCAGCAAAGUAUGAUGCUUUUUCAGAAGCUCAGAGGGGGACCUCAGGGCGAGGGGGCUUUGAGUGAGCUCUUCAACCAGGACGGUCUCAGACUCCAAACUUCACACAGUGAACGAGGGAACAAGGGAAUGAUAGAGGACUUCCCUUUUCAAGGUCCUUUCUCUGGAGGACCCAUGGAAGCCCCCUUCCAGCAGUCUGGUCCGGACAUGUUUGACCCCGCUAACCAGCUGGGGAGUGCCACCCAACUGAGUCACAUGCCCCCAGCAGGGGGCCACAGAGAUGUUGGCCCGAAACACCCCUCUGACUUGAACAUCAACGUUCACCCUCUGGUCUCGCCGAUUGGCCCCUUUCCUCGGCCAUUCAAGUCCCCCUCCAUCAACCAGGCGCCGUCCCCUCGACUCCCCUCACCCUCUGGAACAGGGAUCAAGUCCCCCCCUCACAUGGUUACCGCGGCCCACCACCCCUCUCGUGCCGGGACUCCUUCAUCCGCUGCCAUGAAGUCUCCACAGGUCAUGGGCUCCUCCAACCUUGGCAUGCCUUCACCUUCCGUCUCCCCUGGACGACUCAAGUCCCCGGCUGUGGCCGUGAGCUCUCCCGGGUGGGUGUCUCCCAAAACAGCCCUUCCCAGUCCUAGCGGUCCGAGAGUACUGGGCAACAGCACAGAGACAGGGCAGCCUCUUCCUCCGAGGAGCUCCUCCAGCUCCACCCCCAGCAGCCAGCCAAGCUCGCUGAACCCCAGCGCGCCGUCCGACGGCGCUCCUUCACAGAACCCUCUUUCGCUCAUCAUGUCGCAGAUGUCCAAGUACGCCAUGCCCAGCGCCACUCCUCUGUACCACGACGCCAUCAAGACCAUCGCCACCUCCGACGAUGAGAUGCUGCCAGACAGGCCUCUUCUCUCCAACGUCCAAAUAGGAGGGAACGCGGGGAACCUGCACAUCCCGCAGAGCUCCCUGGGCCCUAAUGGGGAUCCGCCGAGUCCCCUGGGGAUGGUGAGCCAAGGCCAGCAGCAGCAGCUCUCCCUCGAGGCCUCAGAGCCUGCGCUGCCGACCCCGAACCACAUGGGCAUGCCCUCCAUGAACCCCGGAGUUCCUGAUGCUAUGGGGCCCUGCAACGUCUCGCCCAUGUCUCAGAACCAGCUGGGAGGGUUCCCCCGGAUGCAGCCUCCCCCUCAUGGACCCAUGCACUCACCAGUGGGGAUGUCGCAGAACUUCCCGCAGCCGGACGAGGCUCUCCUCCCACCUCAGCCCUUGCACAUGUUGGGCAAGGGUCAUCCUCAACAGCGUCAUCCCUCUGAGCCCUUUCCCCCCUUACCCAUGAGGGACGGCCCGGAUCUGAGCGAGGUCAUUCGUCCGACUCAUUCGGGGAUCCCCGAGUUCGACCUGUCCCGCAUCAUUCCGUCCGACAAGCCCAGCAGCACCCUCCAGUACUUCCCCAAGAGCGACCCCCCGUCUUCCAACCCGCACCUGGCAAACCUACAGAACAUGAUGGCUGAGCAGCAGCUGCCGCCGCACCCCUCACACGUGGGUGUGCGCCCCAGCAUGGCCGUGCUUCAGGGGGGGCCGCGGGGGAUGGGCUCCGCUUGUGCCCCUGGACAUAUGAUGGUAAGGACAGGCAUGAUGUCGCCGCAGCAGCAGCAGGCCAUGAUGGCCAACAACCUCCGCCACCUUCCGCCCAACGCUUACGCCGGCAUGAUGCCGCCGCAGCAGCAACACAACCUGAUGGCACGGCAGAACAUGAUGAUGCUGCAGGCCAAGCAGCGGGGCAUGCCGACGCCGGUCGAUCCUUUUGGCCCCCAAGGUCCUCUCAUGUCACCUCAGGGCCCCAUGAUGACCCCCCCUCACCCGCAGUCCGGACUGAUGGGCCCUCAGUCUCUCCGGCAGCGGGGAAUGUCAGUGGACAGUCCCGUGGGCUUCGGUCCCGGAGGCAUGACCAACAUGCCGUUCUGAGGAGCCUCCGCGGAGACCCCAGUCCUGACCCAACUCACCAUGGUGACUGACACAUGGUUCUAUUUAAAAGCACUGUAACAUGGUGGAAGGUCCAAUCUGAAGCCAUUUUUAAACUGUAAAUGAUGUAUAUUUAAGAGGUGUGGUGGAGAGGAGUGCCUCCGGUGGCCACCCAUUUAUUUUCUCCAGCUACCAAAUUGGUCCAGAAGAAUGAGCUUAAUAUAUAAACGCUGUACAUACAAGGCAACUGUGUUUGUUCUGCAUCACUGUGUUUUCAGCCGUCGAAUGACUUCAGAGGUUUUGUUUCUUUUGUUUAUCGCGUUUGAUAAAAGCGGCCGAUGUUGUGGAACACAAACAAGUCCUUUAAUAAUUUUAAUUGAGCAGAGACCCAGGCGGACGGUGACUUUUUGACGGAUGAAUAAAAAUGUUGUCAAGA